AAACCAAAUCAAAAUUUAGGAUAUGCCAGCUUUCUGCUGCUUGUGCUAUCUUCUGGGGUGGACUGUGUGGGUCCCUGUAGCCUCCCCCGCCAUGUUCUUGGGCGUCUGGGUGAGGAGGCUAUGGAACUUGGGGAGAAGGGAGGGCGGUUAUACAGGAGUGCAGUGGCAGUCUGUGGUCUAACUGCCUUUCCCGCAUUAGAUCCACCAUCCAGUGGAGCAUGUCAGUUUGCUCGCCCAUGAGCUUGACCAUAGCAUCCUGCCUGCUCUCAUUGCACGUGUCCCUCCUCUCUUCGUAUUCAUGUAAUGCUUUACGUGACUCCACAAUUGUUUGCCUCUACGCAUUCAACUGGGCCUUAUCAGUACAGGAGGACUGCAUGAGCUCCGCAAACAUGUCAUCCCAAGUUCGUUUUUCCCGCCUUCUAAUCUGAACCAGCCUCUGGGAUGGAGUAGAUAGGGGCUGCGUUGAAACAUUUGCACCUGCUGCGGGAGGAGAAAAAGGGAGGGUAGUAUUUUAAAAGAUACAUUUUAGAGAACAAAGGGGACACACUUUCUCAGUGAAACCGGCAAUUCAUAGUGCAUGUUCUUUCUGUACAAGGUCUCAUUUUGCCUCUUAUACUGAAGUGCCUGCCACUUUGGUGUGAGUAAGCCAUCACAUGCCGCUAGGCAACAGAAUUCAGCUUGCAGGCAGCCAUGGUAAGCCCUGGGGCACGCGGGGUUCUGCUUCUUCCGCAUUCAUUUCAAUGCUUUCAAACUGCCGGACCCCCUUUCCUAUAGCAAGCAAUGUAUGGUGGAUUUGCCAUAUAAAAGGAGGGUCUGGGGGCUCUCUGGGAUGAUCGCUUCAUACACAGCCACCCACCGCGGGGCUCCGAUGAGGCUCUGAGCAGGGAUGAGCCCUUCAAACUAAACGCGAACAGCCCAGCGUGGCUGGGUUUCCCCCCAUUCCAUGGUUCCGAUCAAGCUCUCACUCACCGGAAGUGCCUUCUCCAGGGUCAUGGUCCGGGAGCAUGCUUUGGGAGUGGGGGGAGGCUAUUGGCUUCAGCGUUAAGAAUACAGAUUCCCCACUUGCUGCCUGUGCACUGUCCUGCUCCUCUUUGUCCUCUAAAAACUCAUCUUCCUCGCUCUGUGCUACUCUUCCCUUGUAGGUGGCCAUGGACAGUGGUGGGGUAGUGGUGGCGUCACCCACCCAUAAUUGCAUGCAGCUCACGGUAGAAGUGGCAUGUAUGGGGCUGUGAUCCAGAGUGCCUGUUUGCCUCCCUGGCUUUUUGCUGUGGAUCAGUUGAAUGUCUAGUUCUGCUGUUAAAAAAGGGAGCAAAUCCUAACUACCAGGAUAUUUCGGGAUGUACACCCCUUCAUUUGGCAGCUAGAAAUGGGCAGAAGAAAUGUAUGAGCAAGCUCUUAGAAUAUAGUGCAGAUGUCAAUAUUUGCAAUAAUGAAGGUCUGACUGCAAUUCACUGGCUUGCUGUCAAUGGGCGAACAGAACUACUUCAUGAUCUUGUACAGCAUGUCAAUAACGUAGAUGUUGAAGAUGCAAUGGGACAGACAGCGCUACACGUGGCUUGCCAGAACGGUCACAAGACAACAGUGCAGUGUUUAUUAGACAGUGGUGCAGAUAUUAACAGGCCAAACGUGUCAGGAGCAACUCCACUCUAUUUUGCUUGCAGCCAUGGUCAAAGAGACACCGCACAAAUCCUUUUGAUGAGAGGAGCCAAAUACUUACCAGACAAAAAUGGAGUUACACCACUGGAUCUCUGUGUACAGGGUGGGUAUGGAGAGACUUGUGAAGUUUUAAUACAGCAUCAUCCUAGACUCUUCCAGGCAAUUAUUCAAAUGACACAGAAUGAAGAGCUACGGGAAAACAUGUUACGGCAAGUUCUAGAACACUUAUCCCAGCAGAGUGAAAGCCAGUACCUUAAGAUCCUAACAAGCCUUGCUGAAGUUGCUACAACAAAUGGUCACAAACUACUUAGCUUGUCAAGUAACUAUGAAGCUCAAAUGAAGAGUCUCUUAAGGAUCGUGAGGAUAUUUUGUCAUGUCUUUCGCAUAGGCCCAUCCUCUCCCAAUAAUGGAAAUGACAUGGGCUACAAUGGAAAUAAAACUCCAAGAAGUCAGGUGUUCAAGGUCAGAAAAGUAUAUGACGUUGUUAGGAAGAUAGACGUUAAAGAGAUGAAUUUCACAAAGCAUGCAUUCAUUAAUCAGACAUCUCAUGAACAGGAACCGCUGGAAUUACUCUGGCACUCAUUAGAUGAAUGGCUAGUUCUAAUAGCUACAGAAUUGAUGAAAAACAAGAGAGACUCUGCUAACAUUACAUCCAUUUUACUAAAGCAGAAAGGGCCAAAUCAGCAGGAUGAUACUCUUAAGCCUGCCUUUGAUGCUGCAGGAACUGAGAGCAGAGAAAAGCUAUCUACUGACACAGGGGAUUCUAAAGCAUAUGAUGUUGCAAGGAAGCAAGAAGCUUGUGCGGAUUGCCAGGAUGUUAUCUCAGUGACAGCAAACAGGCUGAGUGCUGUCAUUCAAGCGUUUUAUAUGUGCUGCUCCUGUCAGAUGCCUCAAGGGAUGACAUCACCUCGUUUUAUAGAAUUUGUCUGCAAACAUGACAAUGUUCUUAAGUGCUUCGUUAACCGAAACCCCAAAAUAAUUUUUGACCACUUUCAUUUUCUCCUUGAGUGCCCUGAACUGAUGUCAAGAUUCAUGCACAUCAUAAAAGCACAGCCCUUUAAAGAUCGUUGUGAGUGGUUCUAUGAACAUUUGCACUCUGGACAGCCAGAUUCAGACAUGGUGCACAGACCAGUCAAUGAAAAUGACAUCCUGUUGGUUCACAGAGAUUCUAUUUUUAGGAGUAGCUGUGAAGUUGUGUUUAAAGCAAAUUGUGCAAAGCUAAAGCAGGGGAUUGCGGUGCGAUUCCAUGGCGAAGAAGGCAUGGGUCAAGGUGUGGUACGUGAAUGGUUUGAUAUCUUAUCCAAUGAGAUAGUUAAUCCAGAUUAUGCACUGUUCACCCAGUCAGCUGAUGGAACAACCUUCCAGCCAAACAGCAACUCUUCUGUAAAUCCUGAUCACUUGAACUACUUUCGAUUUGCUGGACAGAUCUUGGGUUUAGCUCUGAAUCACAGGCAGCUGGUCAACAUUUACUUCACAAGGUCAUUCUACAAGCAUAUUCUUGGUAUUCCUGUAAAUUAUCAGGAUGUGGCAUCUAUUGAUCCAGAGUAUGCAAAGAACUUGCAGUGGAUUUUAGAUAAUGAUAUCGGUGAUCUUGGGCUGGAACUGACCUUCUCUGUCGAGACUGAUGUGUUUGGAGCAAUGGAAGAAGUGCCUUUGAAACCAGGGGGUGCAAGUAUUCUUGUUACACAAGACAACAAAGCUGAGUAUGUCCAACUUGUUACUGAACUUCGAAUGACAAGAGCCAUUCAACCUCAGAUAAAUGCUUUUUUGCAAGGAUUUCAUAUGUUCAUACCACCUUCUCUUAUACAGCUUUUUGAUGAAUAUGAACUGGAGCUGUUGCUGUCUGGUAUGCCAGAAAUUGAUGUGAGUGAUUGGAUAAAAAAUACAGACUACACAAGUGGCUAUGAAAGAGAAGACCCUGUUGUUCAGUGGUUCUGGGAUGUUGUAGAAGAACUAACUCAGGAAGAACGAGUGUUACUAUUACAAUUUGUUACUGGCAGUUCCAGGGUUCCUCAUGGUGGCUUUGCCCAUAUAAUGGGUGGCAGUGGAUUGCAGAAUUUCACAAUUGCAGCUGUGCCAUACACUCCAAAUUUGCUACCAACAUCAAGUACAUGUAUCAACAUGCUCAAGUUACCUGAAUACCCAAGCAAAGAAACCCUUAAGAACAGGCUUCUUGUGGCAUUACACUGUGGAAGCUAUGGUUACACAAUGGCAUAAUGAAGUCUGGAAAACUCAUCUGACUACUGAUGCACAAUUCAGAGUGGCAGAAGUAAUUUUGGAAACUGUCAACACAAAAGCAGCCUAGAUGCUGUGACCCAGAGACAGGGCUGACUUUUUUUUUUAAAUUCAUAAAGGAUCUGUUUGCUGUCCAUUAUGUUCUCUAAGUAAGUCUGUGAUACUGUUACAUGACUUAAAUUUCAUAGUACACUGUAUCUUUGUUUUUUAAUGUUAGAUUAGUAUUGAAAGCAGUAUACUUUCAUUAGCAUUAAAAUAACACGAAGAAGAGAAGGUUUGUCACAAUGUUUCCCUCCAAUUUUAUUUCUGAUUCUCAACUGUGUGAGUGAAUGAGUUUUAUAGUUUCCCUCCUACUCACAUAAUAUGCUGUUAACGCACACACUUGUAUUGUGUGUCUUGUUGCAUGUAAAAGUGCCAUUUAUUUUUGCAGAGAACACUGUAUAGAAAGUUUGAUUUAGAUAGUGUACAAAAUGACAGAUCUAAUGUAUUUUCCCAGUUAUUGAAUUGUACCUAUAUUAAAAGGUUUUUAACAUUUUAGUAUUUUAAUGUAUAUAAUGUAAAAAUUUAGACCAUUGUCACUGAAAAAGUAAACGGCGGAUGGAAUUAAGAUCUAAUUUAUAUUCUAUAUGAACAUGUACACUAUAUUAUACUAAAUAUUAAAGUAUUUGUGACUUCGUUGUCAAUUUGCCGUUUAGAACUUAUAUAUAUUGUUUUAGAUGUAUAUCUGUUCUUUAUUCGAAGAAUACCUUUUCUCGUGCCUUGCGAUAGUCCUCUGUGGAAAAGGUAUAAUUAAAUUUUAAUAUUUUAGCAGAAUCUG
Molecule: messenger RNA, 4708 nt
Organism: Caretta caretta (loggerhead turtle)
Lineage: Eukaryota; Metazoa; Chordata; Testudines; Cheloniidae
Gene: HACE1
Product: HECT domain and ankyrin repeat containing E3 ubiquitin protein ligase 1
Biological process (GO): Golgi organization; protein polyubiquitination; membrane fusion
Cellular component (GO): cytoplasm; Golgi membrane; nucleus
Molecular function (GO): ubiquitin protein ligase activity; protein binding
Source: RefSeq, a predicted model, not a curated record